AUGUUGUUCGGGAACGUGAAAGGGAAAUUUCCGGCCGAGGGCAUUUUCGGAAAUUGGAGAGGGUUAGGGGACUCGGUUAGGUCUAGGGUAACUGUGGGGAAAGGGGCGGAGGCAGAAAUCGAGGCCAUGGUAGAGGAGCAAGGGAGGAGAGUCCUUGCAAGGAUGUUCGAGUUUAUUAGGCCAUCGGCGCUCGGCAUCGAGCCGGAAAGUAGCAUCCGAGCGGCCGAUGAUGUGGUCGAGGCCAUGGCCAUGGCUGCCGGAGGGAUAGUAUUCGUACUUGUUUUCGAACGGGACAACCGGCAGCCAUGGUGCAUCGAUAAUACGCGCGAGGGCACGGGUUUCCCUUCGCAAUCUUCUGCCCGUAUUUGCGCCAUUGGCAUCCAUCGGUUAUCUGUUUCGCUACUCAUAUUAUUCGAUGGUAAUCAUGAAAUAGUCGUCGAAAACAUACAUACCAUAGGAGCCUCCGACCGAGCCCUAACCGAUACCCGAGCCUUCUUGAUGGCGGCCUCGGUGGCUUGA
Molecule: messenger RNA, 519 nt
Organism: Striga asiatica
Lineage: Eukaryota; Viridiplantae; Streptophyta; Magnoliopsida; Lamiales; Orobanchaceae
Source: the annotation of a GenBank genome assembly